UCUUAUUUUAAGGAAAUACAUCGUCACAUAUAGGCAUAAAGAAAGAAAGCCAGUCUGCAGAUACUAUGUACAGUUUGGCAAAAGAUGACGAGACAGAGAAACCUUCCUUUUCAAGUUCUAUUUCACUGCAAUCUCAAAAUGCUUACUACAGUUUUACAAAUGUAGACAAAGUUCCAAAGACUGCAAUUCCAGUGAAAGAUCUUCCAGAUCUAGUUCUAACGGGAGAUGUCGCCAAAAACAAAUUUGAAAAAGAAUUUCAGAAUCUCCCACAAGGCAUGGUAGAAGAACACAAAGAGGCACGGAGAAGACAUAACAUUGAAAAGAACCGAUACAGGAACCUAUACGCUUAUGACAACACGCGGGUUGUUUUGGACACUGACGACAAUUCGCAGUCCGAUUACAUCAACGCCUGUUAUGUGCAUGGAUUCAAGAAACCCAAACAAUACGUUGCAUCCCAAGGACCAACAAAAGACAUAUUGACAGAUUUUUGGAGAAUGAUAUGGCAAAUAGAGUGUAGCAAAGUUGUUAUGCUUACAAAUACCGUAGAGGAAGGAAAAACCAAGUGUGAGCAGUACUGGCCGGUAGAAGGAAGCACAACCUCGUAUGGUGGAAUAACAGUGGACACAGAGAACACUGAGAAUUUCUCACAGUUUGUGAUACGAACAUUUAAAAUACGAAACGAAACUUCAACCCGGAAGUCAAAGACAAUAACCCAGUUUCAUUUCACGGCGUGGCCAGACAGAGGAGUUCCGAAAUAUACUUCGUCGCUUGUGCAGUUCCUUAACAAAGUAAAAUAUGCUCCAGUUCAUGGGAAAGGACCAAUCGUAGUACAUUGCAGUGCCGGUGUAGGAAGGACUGGCACAUUUAUAGCACUAGAUUAUCUGACUGAACAAGGCAAAACAAUGGGUUUCGUUGAUGUUUUUGGCACUUUGACAUCCAUGAGAACACAAAGAGUUAGUCUAGUACAAACGCUGGAGCAGUACAUAUUUGUGCAUCAAUCACUGAUCGAAUCUUUGAUGUUACCAACAUCUGCACUACCUGCAGCACAGUUUCCGAAAGCAUACCAGGAGUUGCUUCACAUGGACAGGAAAAAGAAAAAACGGAAAAUAUAUGUUGAAUUUGAGACAUUGAAAAAGGUGUCUCCAGUGGCAGAUGAAUGUGAAUAUGUGUCAGCAAAGCUUGUUAGAAAUAGACAGAAGAAUAGAUAUUCUAACGUACUUCCAGUUGAAGAGUUCAUGCCCUCAUUGAUGUCAAACAGUUAUGACGGAGCCAGUCGUUACAUCAAUGCUGUCUUCCUAUCGAGUUAUAAAGAACGAAAGGCAUUCAUCAUAACUCAGGCACCUCUUGAAUCAACGAGAGAUGACUUUUGGGGUCUUGUGUGGGAACAUGAUGUUCAUACUAUAGUCAUGAUGAACAACAUUUCAGAAACUACGGAUUCUGAGAGGUACUGGCCAGAUAAUGAUGAAACAACUGCAUUUGAAAACAUUGAAAUAACCAACGAUGGAAGUGAAGAAAUAAACGACCAUCAAGUGGUAUCUUUGUCAGUAAAGAAAUAUAAAAUGACAAGAAAGGUCAAGCAAAUCAGAUGUGGAAGAUGGUCGCCAAAGCAUAACUUGCCAGACUCGCCUGAAGUUAUACUAGAUCUUAUGGAACUUGUUCAAGCAUCGCAACAACAGUCAGGGAACCAUACAAUUCUUGUACAUUGCAUGAAUGGGGCAGACAAAAGUGGACUGUAUUGUGUGAUAUCAGCAGUAAUAGAACGCUUGAAGAUUGAGCAAGAUGUUGCAAUCUCGCAGGUAAUUGAAGAAAUGAGGAACGCUAGGGAACAGAUUAUACCUUCUGUUGAGCAGUACCAGUUUUGCCAUAAAGCUGUCCUUGCUUUUAUACAGCAGUACGAUACGUACUCAAACUUUACCGUGUGUUAGGUCAUCAGCUGAUGAAAAAUAAUGACUGGAGGAACUUCUGAAGUAUUUGUAGUGAAUAGAAAUACAGUUUGUCAUUCACUUUAUGCCUGUGCUGUUUUAUACAAAGAAACAAUUAAUGUACAUAUCAUAUAUUUCCUACUUUUUAUAAUCAUCUUUGUGUGAAAUCGAUUUAAUGUAUAAUCUGACUGUCGUAUUCUUAUAUGAUAUUAUCAGACAUUUAAUGCCUUUAAAUGUGUGUCAUGACUGUGUAAUGAUAUAACCACAGUUUUACGUUUGCAAUUUUGCCUUGGUGUUUUACCAUAUGUUCCGUUCAUAUGCUGAUUUUUGGAAAUUAUAAGAUGCAAAAUUGUCUGCUACGUACAUAUAACUCUAACUCGUUGAUUUUUAAAUGAAUACGUUCUGUUCAUUGUAGUAAAAUACAUGUCACUGACGUUAUCAUGACGUAGAAUUAUUGCUGUUAGUGCAGUUUUAAGUCAAUCAAGUUCCGGGACUUAAAUGUGCGUCAUAGCUAUCAAACUGUAAGAUUUUAUAAUAAUGAAACUUAGUGAUCCUACGAAAAUUGCCGAAUUUUCGACAGUAUUUCAACAAGAGCAAUUUGACAACUUAACUAUGUGUAUUCCCUGUUUGUUUAGUUUUUGUAUUUUGUAAUUUAUAUGUUACAAAAAUAAUAUACGCGGAAAAAAGACUUUAACUUUGUACUAAAAAAGGUGUUUAAUUUAUUUCGUAACAUGUAAAUAAUCUUUCAUGAUAUCAUACAAUGUAAAUUUUCUCAUUUUAGAUAUUGCUUUUUGUUAUUGCAAAAUAUACAUUAUUUCUUACCUUCCAAAUAAAUGCUAUUUCUUAGUAA
This is a messenger RNA of Mercenaria mercenaria, 2772 nucleotides long. Its product is annotated as receptor-type tyrosine-protein phosphatase kappa-like. The coding region runs from base 66 to 1925 and encodes 619 amino acids. Lineage: Eukaryota; Metazoa; Mollusca; Bivalvia; Venerida; Veneridae. The transcript has 16 exons. The record is from RefSeq and is a predicted model, not a curated record. Gene Ontology annotation, molecular function: protein tyrosine phosphatase activity. Gene Ontology annotation, biological process: protein dephosphorylation.